This is a messenger RNA of Leptopilina heterotoma, 2291 nucleotides long. Its product is annotated as facilitated trehalose transporter Tret1-like. Lineage: Eukaryota; Metazoa; Arthropoda; Insecta; Hymenoptera; Figitidae. Gene Ontology annotation, cellular component: membrane. Gene Ontology annotation, biological process: transmembrane transport; carbohydrate transport. Gene Ontology annotation, molecular function: sugar transmembrane transporter activity. The record is from RefSeq and is a predicted model, not a curated record. The transcript has 5 exons. Bases 219 to 1631 code for a protein of 470 amino acids.
GUGCAGUCCACAAUUUCUUCUAGUUUCUUAUGAUCAUUCUCUUUCGAUUUGUCGUACCUUCAAAAAAAACAAAGAAUAGAAAAAUUUUCCACUUCUAUUCUGCACAGUUUUUAGAAUCUUCAUUUAAUUUUUUUUUAUUUUGACUAAAAAUAAAUGUUAAAUUAAAUUUAAGAGAAGAAAAAAUAAUUUGUCAAUUUUAUAAAAUAUUAAAAUCAGUUAUGGAGGGAACUGGAAUUCUAAACAAUGUUCCAGUUAAACAGGAUGGAAAGAAACUUUGGCAAUAUCUCGCUGCAUGCUCUGCAUCAAUUUUGUCAUUCGGAGUUGGCACUGCGUUGGCUUGGUCAUCGCCAGUAUUUGAUAUGCUGAAGAAAGAAGACUCAUUUGUAAAACUGACAAUAGGAGAGGAAUCGUGGAUUGGAUCCUUGUGUGCAAUUGGAGCAAUUGUCGGCGCUAUUCCCGCGGGGAAAGUAGCGGAUUUAAUAGGACGAAAAAAGUCGAUUCUUGCAUUGGCAGCGCCAUUUCUUCUGUCAUGGACCAUUAUUUUGUUUGCGAACUCGGCGAUUAUUCUUUGUAUCGCCAGAUUUAUAGUUGGCAUUGGAGUUGGUGCCGCGUGUGUUUUAGUACCGACGUAUAUUUCUGAAAUUGCCGAAGCUUCUGUUCGCGGUACAUUAGGAUCAAUUUUUCAAUUAUUUUUAACUGCCGGUAUUGUAUUUUCCUUCCUCUUUGGAACUCUCUUGUCUUACACUGGAUUUACGUUAGCUUGUGGAUUGGUGGAAAUAGUUUUUCUGGCCUCUUUCUUUUGGAUGCCUGAAUCACCAGUGUGGUUAGUGGGCAGGAGUAGAAAUCCAGAAGCAACUAUUUCUAUGACUAUUUUGAGAGGAGACGUUUAUGAUCAGACUCUUGAGUUAAGUAGUAUACAAAGAGAAGUUGAAGACUCCUCUUCAAGAAGAAGCUCUAUAUUUGAUUUGAUUGGCAGUGUUGCAGCAAGAAAAGCCACUUUGGCAUGUUUAGCUGUGAUGGUAUUUCAACAAUUGUCUGGAAUUAAUGCCGUCAUCUUUUACACAAGUCAGAUUUUUAGCAAUGCAGGAAGUGAUAUGGAUUCCGGUUUAGCUUCAAUAUUAGUUGGAUUAGUGCAGAUGGUAAUGGCUGGAGUAGCAGCUGUAAUUGUUGACAAAGCUGGAAGAAAACCGCUUUUGAUGGUUUCUUGUGCAGGAUGUGGGUUGAGUUUAAUAGCAAUUGGGGCUUAUUUUUUUCUAAAGGAUGGAGGAAAGGAUGUCAGUUCCUUAGGAUGGAUUCCACUCUCUUCAUUAGUCGUUUUCAUGAUUGCUUUCUCAGUAGGGCUGGGGCCAAUUUCGUGGAUGCUAAUGGGCGAAUUAUACACUGUGGAGUUGAAGGGAAUCGCCACAAGUUUGGCUGUUAUGGUUAAUUGGUUCUUGGUAUUUUUGGUGACAAAGACAUUCUCCGAUAUGAGUAAAGCAUUAGGAUCAGCAACAACAUUUUGGAUAUUUGCUGGUGUCAUGGUUUUUGCAACAAUCUUCACUCUAUUCUUCAUUCCCGAAACGAAGGGCAAGAGCACAGAAACUAUUCAAAAUGAAUUGAAUGGUAUUAAAAGCAGAACACGAUCUGCAUGAUAGUUCAAAAUAGUAUAAUUAAUUAAUUAAUUGUAGGUUAGUUAAGAGUGCAUCUCCCAUGUUUCAUUAUAGCUAUUUUUUAUAUCAUAUAUAAUUGACACGCCAGGAUGGAAGGGACAUAAGAAGCAAAGAGAAGAUUUUACCUUGAUUAUAAGAUUUUUAUUAGAUCCAAUAAAGGUUUAAACAUAAUUAAAUUAAAUUAAAUUGAAAGUUAAUCCAGUUGGUCCCUUUCUCCAUGUUGCGUCACAUUUCACAUACAGUGAAACGUUUGUAAAGUUAUUUUAAGAUUUUUCAUCAUUUUUAUUACCUUUAGAGUGCAAAAAAAUUCAUAAGUAGGAAAUCUUGGUAUUCUCUUUUAAUACCUUGUAAUGAACUUUUAAGUGAUUUUAAAACAAAUAUCCUUGCGAUAACAUAAGCUACCGAUAUUUAUCAUUUUAUCAGUUUUAUUUACAAAUUGACUCAAUGUAAUUCGCAGAGAUACAUAAUAUACGAUUAUGUUUGUGAGUGUAAUGUAAUGAUCGAUGUGUUUGUUAAUCUUGUAAUGUCGAUUUGAUUAUGAGUAACAGUAUUUAUUUAAAUUAUUUAUAAAUAAUAAUUUAUUUAUAAAAAAAUCUCGAAAUUUAUCAUAAAAUGUAUCAAAUUAAUUAUGAAGUACUAAUU